This is a messenger RNA of Paramecium pentaurelia, 403 nucleotides long. The record is from the annotation of a GenBank genome assembly. Lineage: Eukaryota; Ciliophora; Oligohymenophorea; Peniculida; Parameciidae.
AAUGAUCUUGGUAAAGUAGAUUAAUCAUUACAUGAAUUAUUAAGAGGAAUAGAAAAGAGUGGAUGAAAGUUUGCAGAACAUCCUACUUAUGGUAUAAUUACCACAUGUCCAACAAAUAUGGGAAUCUAUUUUAGGAAAAUUCUCAAAUAUUAAAAAAGGUGGAAAAGAUGAAGCUAAAUUAAAAGAUAUUGCUAAAUCAUUAGGAUUAUAAGCAAGAGGUGUUGGUGGAGAACAUUCAAAUAUGGAUAGCGAAGAAACAGUUGAAAUUUCACCAUCUGCCAGAUUUGGUGUUACAGAGGAAAGUGUUACCAAAAGAUUGUAUGAAGGAUUAAUCAAAUUUUAUGAAAUUGAAAAGAAUGCCGCUAAUGAGAAAGAAAGAUAAAAUUGUUGCAAUACAUUUUGA